This is a messenger RNA of Trichoplax adhaerens, 1185 nucleotides long. RefSeq lists its product as uncharacterized. Lineage: Eukaryota; Metazoa; Placozoa; Uniplacotomia; Trichoplacea; Trichoplacidae. The coding region runs from base 1 to 1185 and encodes 394 amino acids. Gene Ontology annotation, biological process: medium-chain fatty acid biosynthetic process; medium-chain fatty acid catabolic process. Gene Ontology annotation, molecular function: monoacylglycerol lipase activity; acetylesterase activity. The transcript is spliced from 10 exons. The record is from RefSeq and is a predicted model, not a curated record.
AUGGUAACUAACUCAUUGCCAUGUAUUUUAACUUGGAAAUCCAUCCUACUCAUUUCGUUCGGUUUAUCAACUUCAUAUUAUUUUUAUUCCAUCGUCAAAAAGCCAUUAAUUAUCAUAUCAAAUGGUAAAUUAAAAGAUUUUAUUCAUAAUCAUAUUGAUACGCUUAAGCGUCCAUACUAUCCAACUCCAUGGGCGCUAAAUGGUCAUCUUCAAACCGUCUUCAGAGCCGUCCUUGAGAAAUCUCCCGAAUUAGGUUGCCAUCGUGAAAUCAUCGUUACAACAGCCGGAAUCCAAUUAGCCAUUGAUUGGUUGAUUGAUGAUCAAAGUGAUGAUGAUCAUGAUAAACCCAUCGUCUUGUAUGUCCCUGGGAUAGGAGGCAAAGCAAGAAGUAACUGUUUAGUAGAAGCCAGAAGCUUGGGGUAUAGGACAGCUAUUUUCUGCAUUCGUGGUAGCGAUGGAUUACCUCUUGCUAAGCCAUCACAGUUACCUCGUCUGGGAGAUUGGACUGAUUUAGCUACAAUAAUAGAUCAUAUCCAUCAAAAAUAUCCUAGAUCUAUGAUCAAUGUCAUUGGUAUUUCUCUUGGAGGAAUGAUUAUCUGCAAUUACUUAGCAGAAACAGAGCCAUCGCAAAAUUAUGUUCAUGCUGCCUGUAUUGUAUCUACUCCGUUUGAUAUGAAAGUUACCCAAUUAUCAUUAGAGACUUGGUUCAAUACGCGAAUGUAUAAUGUCUACAUAGCAGAAUUUAUGAUAAAUUACCUGAAAUGCUAUUCAUUCCAUAGUCACGAAUCAUCAUUUACGGAAAAUGGGCAUUCACUACCCUUUAACUUCGAAGAUGUGAAGAAGUGUAUCACUUUCAGCCAAUUUGAUCAAUCCGUUAUACUACCAUUAUUUGGCUAUCCAGAUUUGACUACAUAUUAUAAGCUGGCAUCGCCUGGAAUAAGGAUGGAUAAAAUCAAGACACCAUUGGUUUGUAUUAACGCCAUCGAUGAUCCAUUUUCACCAAUUGCAGGUAUACCAAUCGAUAAAUUUAAUCAAUCUCCAGACAUAGCAUUGAUUUUGACACGCUACGGAGGCCAUGUUGGAUUUAUUGAAAAGCUAUGGCCAACGAAAACUACCUACGCUGACAAAGAAACGAAUAAGCCUCCAAAUUAUGACUAUAUUUUAGAAAAAACUAUGAAAUUAUAA